AUGGCUACAGACUACUACUUUCAGGUGAUGAUGAGUCUGAAAGUUCUCCGUGCUUUCGACCAGAGUAUUCCACCUGUUCAACUUGAACAUCCAGAAAAUCAUUGGCGCGCAACUUAUAUUCUAACGACUGCUCAAGCAAACAAUUUUGAUUAUCCAUCCGAAUUCUAUGAGCAUGUAGCAAUUCUUUGGGCUGAUGCUGGUGUACAAUUGUGUCUGAAACAAUCUAUGGAACAAAACUAUUCAGAUAUUGUCAAAUAUUUUCUCGAUCUUGUGAACAAAGUUAAAUAUCCCACUUACAUUCCAAGCAUCACAGAUAUGAUUUAUUUUCGCUUUUUGACGUGUGAUAUUUUCAAGUUAUUCUUCAAGCAUCAUCGAGUGGGCUUUCAUCUGUUUGAAAUGGAUCUACGGCAUGACGACCGACAAGAAUGGAUUGAAUAUUUUCGUGAUGUUAUAGGAAUUAUUUUCGUUGUGGAUUGUAGUUGUUUUAAUUUAAUAACUGGCGAAGAUAGAAGUCAAAAUCGACUUCAGCAAUCACUUGAUCUAUUCAAAACUAUUCGAAAAAAUGAAUGGCUACGAACAACAUCUAUUAUUCUAUUACUUAACAAACAAGAUCUGUUAGCGAAACAAAUCACAAAUGAUGUCCGACUAGAAGAUUAUUUUCCUGAGUUUCACCAUUAUGUUGUACCAAGAGUCAAAAUCGAUGACUUCGACAUCGACGAAGAUCCCAAUAUAUCUCGAGCAAAACAUUUUAUACAUGAUCAAUUUCUUUUUUUACAGAUGGAUGCUCACCAUGAUUUUCAAUUUUUCGAUGCAAUUAUUGAAAAACGAACAUCGAUAACUUUUAGUAUUAUCUUACGUUAUCAAAAUUAUGAUUAUCUGAACUUAUACAAUGAUAUUCUUGCAAUGAAUUCACCUUACCUUAGUAGUAAACCAAUCGACAAUAUAGAAUAA
Messenger RNA from Rotaria sordida, 951 nucleotides. NCBI's taxonomy places the organism in Eukaryota, Metazoa, Rotifera, Eurotatoria, Philodinida, Philodinidae. The record is from the annotation of a GenBank genome assembly.